Megalopta genalis is the source of this 3286-nucleotide messenger RNA. RefSeq names its product kinesin-like protein KIF23. Gene Ontology annotation, cellular component: kinesin complex; nucleus; microtubule. Gene Ontology annotation, molecular function: microtubule binding; microtubule motor activity; ATP binding. Gene Ontology annotation, biological process: mitotic spindle midzone assembly; microtubule-based movement. The record is from RefSeq and is a predicted model, not a curated record. Lineage: Eukaryota; Metazoa; Arthropoda; Insecta; Hymenoptera; Halictidae.
AUUGUAAUAAAGAGGACAUUUUUUUGUGGAAAUACGCCUUAACAGUGCACCUUCGUAUUUAUGGUAGGCGACUUCAUAGUGCAUAUGUUUAUCUUUUAAACUUGUUUAUUGAUAACCUCUGCAACGGCUAUUUCAAAUAAGUAUACUGAAUAACCCACCUACGAAACUACUUUAUACUUCAUAAAAGAACGUGUUUCAAACUUUUAUGUCUUCUGUUUGACUACAAAAUGAAAUCAGCAAAUUUUAAACCACCUGUUGCAACUCGUAAAUGCACAAAUCGCACGAAAUGUGACAACGAAGUUUACAAGGAACCCGUUAGGGUUUUCUGCCGUUUGAGGCCAAUGGUUCAUCCCAAUGAUGUGUCCUGUAUGAAGAUCUUAUCGGAUACAACCUUGGUGAUCACUCCACCAGAAUCAAUAACAAACAACCGUAUCAUGAAUAGAAUUAUUCAGACAUCUUUCAGCCGUGUCUUUUGUCCAAACACGUCUCAAAAAGAUGUGUUUGAAUUAGUUGCUCUUCCAUUAGUUGAGAAUCUGAUUAAUGGUAGGAAUAGUUUACUCUUCACAUAUGGAGUAACUGGUAGUGGUAAAACAUAUACCAUGUCAGGGAAUCAGUAUGAUGCAGGCAUCAUGCCGAGAUGUUUGGAUGUUGUUUUUAAUAGCAUAGCAAAUUGUCAAGCAAAAAAGUUUAUUUUCAAACCAGAUAAACUAAAUGGAUUUGAUGUGCAAUCGGAAGUGGAUGCUUCAUUAGAUAGACAAAAUGAGCUUCAGAAGCUCGGUGUUGAUCAAAAUGGGAAAACUCCUAGAAUAACUAAGACUGAUGACGAAGCAAAUAAUAAUGAGAAUGGCUCCAUCGAAACUGGUGUAUCGCAAACACUAAUUGUUGAUGAAGAUAAUGCAUAUGCUGUGUUUGUAACAUAUAUAGAAGUUUAUAAUAAUAGCGUGUAUGAUUUAUUAGAAGAUAACGAGGGUAAAAUAAAGAUUUUACAGAGUAAAAUUGUUCGAGAAGAUGGGAACAGGAACAUGUACGUUCAUGGAUGCACAGAGGUGGAGGUGAAAAGUUCACAAGAAGCUUCUGAAGCAUUCCGAAGAGGUCAAAGGAAAAGACAUAUUGCAUAUACAGCCCUCAAUGCUGAAUCCAGUAGAUCUCACAGUGUUUUUACUAUAAGACUUGUACAGGCACCAUUGGAUAAGGAUGGAGAACAAAUUGUGCAAGAUAAACGAGUUAUUUGUAUUAGUCAAUUGUCGUUAGUAGAUUUAGCUGGAAGUGAGCGUACAAAUCGUUCCAAGAAUACUGGUCAACGACUUAGAGAAGCAGGAAAUAUAAAUAACUCAUUGAUGACUCUAAGAACAUGUCUGGAAAUGCUACGUGAAAAUCAAAUCCAGGGUAUAAACAAGAUAGUUCCAUAUAGAGAGUCCAAAGUGACUCAUCUUUUCAAAAAUUAUUUUGAUGGUGAAGGCACUGUUAGAAUGAUUGUUUGCGUUAAUCCUAGAGUUGACGAUUACGAUGAAUCUAUACAAGUAAUGAAAUUUGCCGAAGUCAGUCAGGAAGUGCAAGUGACGAAUUCCACAAGCUCAAAAUUAAAUUUGGGAUAUACACCCGGCAGAAGACAAGCCAAUAAAAUAUUUAAAGAAGCAAAGAAUAGAUUAGAAUCUGCUGGUAACCCAGCUGCUGGUGACUUAGAAGUCGACUUGGGUUUAGUGUACAGUCUUGGAGGACCAUUUCCAAACACAGACUUAACGAAUCCACAUAAUGACGAAAUAAUUACAACGCUCAUGCGAUUCCUGGAGAUGCGUAUCCAAAAAAGAAACGUCUUACAAGAGGAUUUAAGGCAGAAACAAACUAACUUCAGGAAUAUGUUAUUGAAAAUGGAACGGGACAACACGUCGCUUAGGAUUGAGAAUUCCUCGUUGAAAUUGUCAAAUGAUCAACAAAAGAAAAAAAUAUCUGCUUUGGAAUCCCACAUUUGCAAAACGGAAGGACAAAUUGACACUCUCCUGUUUAGAUUGAAUAGCGCGAACGACAUAAUCAGACAUAUGAAAGAAGAAAUGAAGAACAAAGAUAUGGUAUUAAAUCAACGUGCAAUAGACAAGCAAAGAGUUAAAGAAAAAUAUAGUAAUAAGAUUCAAAUUGAGACUGAUAAGAUGGGCAAGGAGUUAGAAACUAAAUUACGUCGGCAGCGUGAAAUUCUUCAGAGUCAAAUGAAACAGAAGGAUGAGAAAUUGCAGCUAAUGAAACAAAUACUACAAGAUGAUGACGCUGUUAUUGAAAGAAAAACGGAAUCGAAGGAAUCAAUUCCAUUAACAAUAUCAAGUGAUUCAGAAGUUCCUAGAACACCUAAAGUUACUACUAAUAUCGCAACAGUAUCAGGAGCUGCGUCUUCUGUACCAACUACUCCAAAGACCUGCGUGCAGACACCGUCCACGGUUCAGUUUGAAGACUCCCAUGAUACCAAACUUAGUACAACGGAAAGAAUUCCAGUUGUGAAUCUGCGGUACAGACGAUCACAAAGCGCUGAGAGAUGGGUAGAUCACCGGCCUUCUGGCUUGGUUCCAGUUGGAACUAUCCUCCAACCGCUUCUACGACACAAGCGAAGUGUAACACAAUUGACAGAUCCAAGAGAUAUAACAGGUGGAGUAUCCAGGUAUUGUCUCGUCGCACAGGAACAAGAUACUGAUGGUGAACUGGAAACUAAACUAUACAAAGGUGAUAUAUUACCAACUAGUGGAGGAGGUGUCCAAGUGGUGUUUAACGACAUGGAACACUUGAAGCAAGUGUCGCCUGUACCAAGAAGAAAACGCAGUAGUUACUUCAGUCCAGAGAAAAAAACUUCGUGCAAUGAUAACUGUAGUCAAGAGGAAAAUAAUACGAAAAAGCCUCGCGUUUAGGUUUAUUUGUUAAAUGUUCGCAACAUGUGAUGUGUCGUGAAUCGAGAUGAAGACUUAUAUCAUAAGAAAAGACUAAUUACAUAGUUUAUAUGUAUGCAAAGACCAAAGUGACGAAGGGAUGGAAUUCUCUUCUAUUUUUCUUUCCUUUUAUGCAGUAACGAAAAGUACAAAUCAGUUAUAAGCGCGUACAAAUUGGUACUUAAUACAGUUUUUGUUUCGUUUGAUAACGAAAUAUAUAUUUUCUGUUCCUGAAUUAUUACUUUAGAUCAAAAUAUAAUUAAACUGUUUAUAAUUCAAGGUGUAUUGUUAAUUAAGACAUUUUUAUCUUACAAAAGAACGAAACGAUGUCUUCCGCACCUUAACAUAAAGUAAGAUUAAAGAUAUUCUUGUCUAAAAUC